Messenger RNA from Falco peregrinus (peregrine falcon), 1724 nucleotides. It is a transcript of the gene PITX2, whose product is annotated as paired like homeodomain 2. Gene Ontology annotation, cellular component: nucleus. Gene Ontology annotation, biological process: regulation of transcription by RNA polymerase II; anatomical structure morphogenesis. The transcript is spliced from 3 exons. Gene Ontology annotation, molecular function: DNA-binding transcription factor activity, RNA polymerase II-specific; RNA polymerase II cis-regulatory region sequence-specific DNA binding. Lineage: Eukaryota; Metazoa; Chordata; Aves; Falconiformes; Falconidae. Bases 1 to 999 code for a protein of 332 amino acids. The record is from RefSeq and is a predicted model, not a curated record.
AUGAACUGCAUGAAGGACCCGUUAAGCCUGGAGCGCCUGGGAGCCGGGAAUAAGCUGUGCUCCUCCUCACCUUCCUCUUCCUCUUCUUCAUCAUCUUGCCACCACCACCAGCCCGCGCUGGCUAUGGCGACGGCGCUGGCGCCGGGGCAGGCGCGCUCCUCCCUGGAGUCCGCCAAGCACCGGCUGGAGGUGCACACCAUCUCCGACACCUCCAGCCCCGAGGCAGCAGAGAAAGAUAAGAGCCAGCAGAGCAAGAAUGAGGAUGCGGGGCCCGAGGACCCCUCCAAGAAGAAGAGGCAGCGGCGGCAGCGAACUCACUUCACCAGCCAGCAGCUGCAGGAGCUGGAGGCCACCUUCCAGCGGAAUCGCUAUCCGGACAUGUCCACCCGGGAGGAGAUCGCCGUCUGGACCAACCUCACCGAGGCCAGGGUUAGGGUUUGGUUCAAGAACCGCAGAGCCAAAUGGAGAAAGAGAGAAAGGAAUCAGCAAGCCGAGCUUUGCAAAAACGGCUUUGGUCCACAGUUUAACGGCCUUAUGCAGCCCUACGAUGACAUGUACCCCGGCUACUCGUACAACAACUGGGCAGCCAAGGGCCUGACCUCCGCUUCCCUCUCCACCAAAAGCUUUCCUUUCUUCAACUCCAUGAAUGUCAACCCUCUGUCUUCUCAGAGCAUGUUCUCCCCUCCAAACUCCAUCUCCUCCAUGAGUAUGUCUUCAAGCAUGGUACCCUCUGCAGUCACUGGGGUCCCCGGCUCCAGCCUCAACAGCCUGAAUAACUUGAACAACUUGAGCAAUCCCUCCCUGAAUUCUGCAGUGCCAACGCCAGCCUGUCCUUAUGCUCCUCCAACACCUCCAUAUGUUUAUAGGGACACAUGUAACUCGAGCUUGGCGAGUCUGAGACUUAAAGCCAAGCAGCACUCCAGUUUUGGCUAUGCCAGUGUGCAGAACCCCGCUUCCAACCUGAGCGCUUGCCAGUACGCGGUGGACAGACCCGUGUGAGACACCCAAGUAGGAAACACUGCAUGGGAAUCCCUCCCCAUUUCCCACAGAGACUGAGAAUUACCCUAGAAAGUAAUAGGCACUAGAGAGACAGAGAAAGGAAGAAAAAUCAGAGGGGGGGGGGGGGCGGGGGCAAGAGGGGGGGGGAAAAAAAAAAGAGGAAACCACUGAAAUAAGAUAGUUCCUUUGUUUUCAAAGGACCUCCUACAGAUUCUGAGAUCUUUCUUUCACUAAGAGUAUUUCAACAGUUACAAGGACAUAUAUAUAUAUAUAUGGACAAAUGUUUGACUGGAUAUGAUAUGACAUUUUAAUGUUACUAUAAGCUUGUUAUUUUUUAAGUUUAGCAUUGUUGACAUAAAAAUGACUGAAAGGAUGUAUAUAUAUCGAAAUGUCAAAUUAAUUUUAUAAAAGCAGUUGUUAGUAAUAUCACAACAGUGUUUUUAAAAGGUUAGGCUUUAAAAUAAAGCAUGUUACACAGAAGCGAUUAGGAUUUUUUCGCUUGCGAGCAAGGGAAUGUAUAUACUAAAUGCAACACUGUAUGUUUCUAACAUAUAAUUAUUGAAAAAUAAUUUGUGUGAAUAUCAGUUUUAGAAUAGUACCUCUGGUGGAUGCAAUGAUGUUUCUGAUAUUGCAAUGUAAAACAUGCCCUGUGUAUAACAUUUCGUACAAUAUUAUUGUUUUACUUUUCAGCAAACAUGAAAAAAAUGUGUUUUAUUUCAUGGGAG